AACCUUCUGCGAACGGACAGUAGAAUUUUGUGGAAAUUUAUGGGGUUUCGAUGCUGUGUAGGAAAUGACAAAUAAAAUUUCGGACGUCCAUGCCUGACGCUGAUGAUGCCAUAAGUACCACAAGCCAUGUCAUCUCCUGAAGCAGCCUCCCCUUCCACGCCAUCCGAUGCGCCUGCCGUCUCACCUGCGGUGGCUGCAGUCCGGCGGCGCUGGCGGCGUCCAAAACGUCGCGAGCGGAACGUAGCCGGGGCCGCCUUCAGCGUGGUGGUCAUCGCUGCUCUCAGUACCGCCCUGGCGGAACCGCGGUGGUUCCACGUUCAUGGCGGAAAGUGCCAACACACCAACGAGUACAUCGGCAUCAACCUGUUCCUCAGAGACAGUACCGUCAAACCCCUCCUGGACUCUUACUGUGUGACAGAACACGCCGUUCUGAUACUCCGGGUCGUCGUCACGCUCAGCAUGGUCGCCAUAGUAACAAGCCUCGCUGCUUUCAUCAUAGACAUCCUGGGAUCCAUGAGGAGAUCGUGGCGGAUUCUGAGACGUAACGGGGUGGCGAACAUCCUGACCGUGCUGCUGUGUGUCACGGUGAACGGGCUGUGUUACUGGGCCUCCACCAUGAUGUACGCGCUUCAGCACAGCCACCGCAUCUACACGGGGAGUAAGGUGUACGUCGCGUUCGACGUCGGAUACUACCUCGUGGCUGGUGCCGGGAGCGCCGCCGUGUUGGCGGUGGCGUGCGGACUUCUGCGCCGAUACCCGCCGGAAGACGACGACCAAUCGGAUGGACUGAUGCUGAUGGAUAACGAUGAACUUGAUUUUUGGCGGGGAGUGGAAUAUGCCGCAAUGAUGGAACGGCAGCAAGCACCCCCUCCUGCAUACGCUCCUUAGAACUAAAAGUAAAAGUAUUUGAUCGACUGUCACUUUAAGUAUUCCAAAGCUAAUAAAGCAGUAUAUACAAUCAAAUAAAUGGACUGUUAUCAUAACUACACCUGCAUAAUUUUUUUUUCAUACGCAGAGAGCAUAUUUUGUAAAUGUAGCAAAUGAGCAACAGAUUCUAACUUUGAAUUGUGAUCACAAAGGUGACACUGUAUUAAACUUAGCAGUAUUUAACCUUGGCACUUCUAAUGGUACACUUAUGCAUUAAAUAUUUGUUCUUGUUACAGGUGAAAUUAGCACAGAGACAGUAAAUGUAACUUUUCGUUUAUGAAUGUCAAGACAUCAAUUUAUGGGAGAGUAUGAUUUGAUAACAAAAUGUUACAAUUGAUGUUUAUAUGACAUAAUCAACGAUUCUGGAAAUCAAUUGUUUUGGCUGGUUCUAACAUGCCAAAGACAGCAGAACACAAGACAUUCUAAACUUUGCAAAAAGGAAAAUUCUUUUCGUUUUCUGAGAGGAGUUUCUGUUGUUAUGUAAGGAAUCAAUGGAUGUACAUAUAUUUGUUCGUACUAGUACAAUGUACUUGAUUGUGCAAUUCAUGACUUAUUUUGUUCAAUAAAGAUAAAUUAUGAA
Messenger RNA from Branchiostoma floridae (Florida lancelet), 1507 nucleotides. RefSeq names its product transmembrane protein 127-like. Lineage: Eukaryota; Metazoa; Chordata; Leptocardii; Amphioxiformes; Branchiostomatidae. The transcript has 2 exons. Gene Ontology annotation, biological process: negative regulation of TOR signaling; negative regulation of cell population proliferation. Gene Ontology annotation, cellular component: membrane. The record is from RefSeq and is a predicted model, not a curated record. The coding region runs from base 127 to 888 and encodes 253 amino acids.